Molecule: messenger RNA, 950 nt
Organism: Macadamia integrifolia
Lineage: Eukaryota; Viridiplantae; Streptophyta; Magnoliopsida; Proteales; Proteaceae
Product: universal stress protein A-like protein
Exons: 4
Coding region: 184-702 (172 amino acids)
Source: RefSeq, a predicted model, not a curated record
AGGGCUACACUACAGAGAGGAGAAAAUGCCAACAUCAGAGUGAAACUGUCCAUGCCCUGAUAUUUCCUUCGAGGCUAAGCAAAGAAGACAUUACAAAUACUCUUCCCAAUCAGUGAACCUCUUCAGACCCAAACCCACUCUACUACCACUCUUACUUCCUUCAGAGAGAAACCCUAGAAAUUAAUGGCAGAAGAACAGGUAAGGAAUACUAGUUGUAACAAGAAGAAGGUGAUGGUGGCCAUUGAAGAAAGCGAGUUCAGUCACUAUGCUCUUAAAUGGGCACUUGAAAAUUUUAACGAUUGUCUCUCUGGAUCGUCUCUAGUCAUCUUCACUGUUCAGACCAUUGCCAGUGUCGGUCACAUCUACGCCGCUUCCUUUGGCUCUGCUCGUACGUAUGGUGUUCUCUCAACCAAUCCAGAUAUGCUUAAAUCUGUUCAAGAAAAUAAAAGGAAGUUUUCAUUAGCUCUUCUGGAAAAAGCUAAGGAGAUUUGUGCUAAACAGGGGGUGACUGCUGAAACUAUCACAGAAAUUGGAGAUCCUAAAGUGGCUAUAUGUGAUGCAGUUGAGAAGCUGAACAUUGAUAUACUUAUUUUGGGUAGCCAUGGACGGGGAAUCCUCAAAAGGGCGUUCAUGGGAAGCGUGAGCAACUAUUGUGUUCAAAAUGCCAAAUGCCCAGUCCUUGUAAUAAAGAAAUCGAAAUGAGAGUUUAAUAGCAGCACAAACUUGAUAUUAUGUAGUGUACUUCAGAUAUUCCUUUCUUAUUUCAUAUGAUAUAUGUAUGUAGUUUCAAAUGUAAGACACCAAAGCUUUGGUGUGUUUCUUUUCAUCUUCUUAUUUCUUUUUUAAAUUGUAUGUUUGGUGCUCUGACACACAUUUCUGGUAUGUUUUUUGAAUGUCCUGUAAGAGUUACCAUUUCAAUUUGAAUGAAAUGUACAGAAUUUGGAACUAAA